UGUGUAAGUGUCAAUAAACCUUUCAGGCUCUCACAAAUGGACCUUGAGAUGAGUAAGACACCUAAAAGCAGAGACACUCACAAGGGUAGAGGACAUUUAUUUAAUAGCGAUCUCAGACAACAAACGCCUCUUCAGAAAAAGAAUGCUGACCAAUGUUGAACCUGAAAAAACUGCAUCGAAGCUUGAGACACAAGUACUGUCACAAUGGGAUGCACUCGACCAUCCUUCCUGCCCAGAUCAGAAUACCGCUCACUGACGAGUCACAAUUGGAAAUAUAUCUUGACUCUAACAGCAGUGAUCCAAACACAGCAGACUGUGCUGGCAGCAGUGGGAGAAGAUGCUGAAGUCAGCUGUCAGCUCUUGGAGCCUAAAGACGUCGUUCAGGUCACAUGGCAGACAACUUCAAAUAAUGUGGAGACAAAUGUUGCCACCUACAGCAAGCAGUUUGGUCAGAGAGUGAAUGAUGGCUUUAAAGAUAAAUUUGAGUUUAAACACACUGGACUACAGAACUGCUCCAUAGUCAUCAAGAAUUUGACGGAGCAGGAUGAAGGCUGCUAUCGCUGUCUGUUUAACACUUAUCCUGAAGGAGCCUUUAUCGGUAGACCCUGCCUCCAACUCUAUGAGCUGCAUGAACCUGUUGUUGAUGUCAGAGAGUCAAACUCUACUGAAGAGUGGGUUGUUUCCUGUUCAGCCACUGGUCGACCUGCUCCCACUGUAACACUGAGUGUCUCACAAGAAGACCUCAGCUUCUCACAGUACAACACUGUCAGUGUGUCCAACACCAACGCUACAUUCACUGUCACCACUACAGCUGUGCUCUCAGGUUCACGUAAACACAGCACACAGGUGGGAUGUGCAGCACGAGUGCUCUCUGCUCCUCACAGAGAGGUGAUGGUGACGAUUCCUGAAGAUGAUGAUGAUGAUGGUUUGGAUAAGAAGUCAGGAUCUAAUCAAAGGAAUUUAGGAAUCACGAUUUCAGUGACUUCAUCCUCUGUGGUGUUGGUGCUUGGUGUUCUCAUCUGUGUCUGGCUUAGAAAGAAAUCUCAGAACAGUCUUUCACACAUGGCGAUUCAGUUGAAUGAAACACCUGAAACUGCAAACAGAGACACUGAUGAGACUGAUACACAAGAGUGCAGGGAAGUCAGACAAGAGACUCCUGAGCGAACUCAACAAAAUCAUAACCAAGUGUUGUCAUCAGCACCCGCAAGAAGACUCAUUUUUGAUGAAAACUGAAACAAAGAUUUGAAUGACAGAAAGUAUCCCACAAGAUGGUGUAUAAGAACUUCUUUUAUUUAUGUAUUAGUCACAUUAAUUAAUCCUAUAUUGCCUUAGUGCCACUGGACCUUAGCAUGUUUCACAUUCAUGCAGUUCGACAGAUGGUGGGGGCCUGGUAAGGAUGUUGGGGGGAAGCAGACCACUCCACAGGAAGAGUCUUUUGUCUCUUAGGCU
Messenger RNA from Maylandia zebra (zebra mbuna), 1449 nucleotides. Its product is annotated as nectin-3. NCBI's taxonomy places the organism in Eukaryota, Metazoa, Chordata, Actinopteri, Cichliformes, Cichlidae. Gene Ontology annotation, molecular function: cell-cell adhesion mediator activity. The record is from RefSeq and is a predicted model, not a curated record. Gene Ontology annotation, biological process: negative regulation of neuroinflammatory response; heterotypic cell-cell adhesion. Gene Ontology annotation, cellular component: neuronal cell body; cell surface; axon.